AUGACUCAAGAUGCUGAGUUGUCUUUUCAAUCCUUGCGAAUUGUGUUUUCCGAUCGCAUUCGAGGCAAUUUCGUAAGACUUCCAGUUUCCAUCGUCCAUGUACUUGAAAACACCUCGAUACCCGUUCAAGAAUUCGGAAUUACGAUUAAUACAGAUGGGAACAAGGUACAUGUAGGAUGGGACGGUUUUGAAGCAUUGCAGUCACUAAAUGGACAAAGCUGUGUAGAAAUCAACCCUAUCCUUGCCUCUGCGCACAAGAUCAGGGAAGGAUCCGUUGUGGAUUUGAGCAUCAGACAAUUUGAUCAAGGUCUCGUCGCAAGCGAAGUCUACGUAGAGCCGCAGUCAAGUGAUGAUUGGGAGGUUAUUGACGGAAAUGCCAGAUUUAUACAAGACAACAUGCUAUCCCAAACGCGAAUUGUGGUCCAAGACGAGCUGCUGAUAUGCUAUGUGGAACAAACGGUUGCGAAAUUCACCAUUCAAAAAAUUGUACCGCAUUUUUCAGGUGCUGCCAGAAUCACUACAGACACACUGGUUAUGGUGGCGCCUAAAGUCAACAGAUCGAGGCUUGUGAACGGCAAGUCUGAACGACAUGAUGAUACGCGUUCUGUGCACAAGCCAAGUGUUUUGAGAACAGUCCAGCAAACAGAAAAUCUGCGAGGCUAUUCGAUGCGUGUUGCCCCGCAAAUAGCUAAGUCCUCCCUGGCGCUAGUCAGCAUCAUAAAAAAUCCGUUGGAGCCAUCCUCAGAGGAAAGCUCAGAGGAGGAAACGAAACUUGAACGUGCACAAAGCAUUGCUGUGUCUGUAACGGCUGACCCUCAAACAGAUGCAAAACAUGUCGCACUAUCUCGCUUCACAUGGGACUCCCUUGGUAUUGACGCUCGAAAUGGGUACAAGUUGAAAGUGGCCUUUGUCUCACUACGACCUGAGCAGGCCCCACCAAGCGUAUUGGUCUAUCCUAUAGAUCAAUCUGAAAGUGGCAAGAAAACUUUGUUUGGUGGUAAGCUCUCCAACUCGCAGCAGCACGUAGUGCAGAGCAUAAAGGCGGAAAUGAUUGGCUCGGUAUUGACAAACAGGUUAGUUCUACCGCUCGACCAAGUAUACAUCGAGCUGGUUUCGGAAACAGGUGAGCAUGUACCCUUUUAUGAGUGGAAGGAUGCGGAGGUCGAUUUUAGAUAUAUGGAUAAACCCGUCAAAGUGUUGAAAAAUCACUUCUUCGAGACCAAAACCCAAUUGCCGAGAUGCAUUGGGAUGGGAACACUACUGGACCAAAUGCAAAAUCAUCUAACACUACCAAUCAUGAGUUCUGGCUGCUCGUUGGUGACUGGGUCCAGCGGAAUGGGCAAGACUUUGUUAAUAAAACAGCUCAAAACCCAACUGGAAGCCACUUCGACUCUUUAUGUCGAAUACGUGGACUGUGAAGACUUCAUGGACAACACUAAUUUCGUAAAAAUGAAACAAACGCUGCAGCGGCUGAUGGCAUCUUGUUAUUGGUAUGCGCCAUCUCUUUUGAUUUUGGAUAAUGCAGAAAUUUUGUUUCCGCAUAACAAGUCCGAAGAGGAAACCCAACCCCAAAGUAAUGCAACUGAGGUUUCCACGAGGUUGAGCAGAGUAUUUAUACAAGAGCUUGAGCAACUCUCGAAGAAGGUGUAUGGGAGUGUUCGUGUACUUCUGACAGCAGAGAGACGAGAGAAUCUCAAUCAAGCACUAUUUUCAAGGCACGCAAUUGGCAAAACAUGGCAUCUAGAAGCACCAGGCCGAGAAUUCAGAGGCUCCUUAAUGGGUCAGUUUCUCUCUGACAAAUCUUUGAGCCUUUCGGAUGGUCUUGACCUUUCGACAUUAGCUUCUGAAUCCGAAGGUUACUCUCCAAGAGACCUCCUUCUCUUUUCAGAAACACUACUGUGUGAACACCUCUGUGAUCAGUUGAGCACGUCUAUACCAGUGACGAAAAAUACCUUCGAGCGGACAAUCGCCACUUUCACGCCUUCUUCCCUGAGGGGCAUAAAAUUGCAAAAAGACACAGGCGUUAAAUGGUCAAGUGUGGGAGCGAUGCACAGAGCGAAAGAACUUUUGUUGGAAACACUGGAAUGGCCUACAAAGUAUGCGCCGAUAUUCUCGAAGUGUCCUUUGCGGUUGAGAUCUGGAAUCUUGCUGUACGGAUACCCAGGAUGUGGCAAGACAAUGUUAGCGAGUGCUGUGGCCCAGCAAUGCGGAGUCAAUUUCAUAUCGAUCAAGGGCCCCGAGAUUUUGAAUAAAUACAUUGGGGCUAGUGAGCAAAGUGUGCGAGAAUGCUUCGAAAGAGCACAGGCUGCGCGACCUUGUGUGUUGUUUUUCGAUGAGUUCGACUCUAUCGCGCCUAAGAGAGGACACGAUUCCAUUGGGGUCACGGACCGAGUUGUGAAUCAAAUGCUGACACAGAUGGAUGGUGCAGAAGGCUUGGAGGGCGUCUACGUCUUGGCCGCAACAAGCAGACCGGAUCUGAUAGACUCUGCUCUUCUGCGGCCGGGACGUCUCGAUAAAAGUGUACUUUGCGGGCUGCCAUCGGCUUCCGAAAGGUUGGAAAUAUUGGAAACCAUUAUCGAAGCGGGGGGCAUGAGUUUGGAAGAAGAUUGCGAUCUGCAAGAGGUUGCAAAUGCCACUGAGGGCAUGUCUGGCGCCGAUCUGCAGGGUCUGUGUUAUACGGCGCACCUGAAAAGCGUGCAUCGCAAAAUGGAGCUGGUGUCCGAGCAAACGCAGCCGCACAGCCGAACCGAUGGUGGCAAGAAGGACAGUGAUGGCGGAGUAUCUUUUGAGUAUUUUUUGACAAACGGAGAGAGUUCCGAUUCGGAGAGUCUUGUGAGAGCAGAAAAAAUCCUGUCAGCAAGUCUUGCGAGCCCAGAAAUAUCUUCAUCGCCUACGCUUGCGGACGGUGUUACUGUUUCCGAGAAAACCUCUCCGCGAAUCUCGCGUAGCGACUUGCAGAGCGCGUGUCGUGAGACCAAACCUUCAAUUUCGUCCGCAGAACUCCAGAAAUUGACCAAAAUCUACGGCCUUUUUUCCAGCAACAGAGAUGCCAAAAUGCCGUCCGGGGAAGCUUCCAAUGAAAUCGGUGGAAGGAUGACUUUGAUGUAA
This is a messenger RNA of Lachancea sp. 'fantastica', 3108 nucleotides long. The record is from the annotation of a GenBank genome assembly. NCBI's taxonomy places the organism in Eukaryota, Fungi, Ascomycota, Saccharomycetes, Saccharomycetales, Saccharomycetaceae.